Caenorhabditis briggsae is the source of this 1428-nucleotide messenger RNA. NCBI's taxonomy places the organism in Eukaryota, Metazoa, Nematoda, Chromadorea, Rhabditida, Rhabditidae. Gene Ontology annotation, molecular function: transmembrane transporter activity. Gene Ontology annotation, cellular component: membrane. The transcript has 7 exons. Bases 1 to 1428 code for a protein of 475 amino acids. Gene Ontology annotation, biological process: transmembrane transport. The record is from RefSeq and is a predicted model, not a curated record.
AUGGGGGUGUACAUCACUAUAUUUCUCUACGCUCUAACCACAUCAGUAUUCUUCCCGGUAUUUCAAUCACUGGUAUUUUACAAAGCCUGUAUCACCCUAUCCAACUCCACAGACGCCGAAGUGACGUGUCAGUCUCGCGAGGCAGCUGCACGCGACGAGUCCGUCCAUUCUUUGGCCAAUUUGAUUCUUUUGACUUCAAGCACUGGACUCUGCAUUACUGCAUUCUUCACAAGUCGAUGGAUUGGCCAUUUGAGUGAUGUGAAAUCAAGAAAACUCGCUUUCUUGAUUCCCUUCGCUGGACUCUUCUUCUCAGACUUCACAAUUUUGGUUCAAGUUCUUUGGCCAAGGGCGUCCCCUUAUUACUUCAUAGUUUCUGAAGUUAUAUAUGGAAUCUUUGGUGGUUACAUGUCUAUCACUUCUGGAGCAUUCGCAAUUAUCAGUACAAUGUAUACGGAUCCAAAAGAGAGAGCCAAAGCGAUCGCAAGAUUGGAAGGAACGAUUUCUUUGGGGUCUAUGAUCGGAUUUCUUAUCAGUUCACGUUUGGAGUCUGCUGGAUAUAUUGGAAUGGCCUGCUUCUUUGUCGUUGCUCAUUUUAUCGCUUUCAUGUCUGCCCUGUUCAUGAAAGAGGUGCAAUAUCAUGAGCCAGAACCACUGCUACGCAAUUCUCAGAAAACUAAACCACUCGCGAUUUGUACCGGUUCCAAACUGUUCGAAAACAAGUCUCCAGCUACGAAAUGCAAUCUUCGAAUUCUGUAUUUCUCGUUUGCCAUCUCCUACUUCGCCUUCAUCGGAUCCACGCGUAUCCUGUUCUUCUACCUCAAACACAAAUUCCUGUGGGGCUCUGAAAAAUACGGUUAUCUGAAAGCCAUCAACCAAGGAAUGACUACAGUCAUGGCGAUGCUAGUGUUCCCAGCACUCAAAAAUUGGGGAAUCACUGAUGUUCGAUUAGCGAUUUUUGGUUUGGCAACGAGAAGUAUUGGACGAGCGUGGUAUGCGAUUGCAUGGGCGGAUUAUGCGGUUUAUGGAGUGGUUUGCUUUGAAAUGUUCUCCAAAUUCCCGGCGACCGCACUUCGAAGUUUGAUUUCAAGCAAUGUGGGAGAGCACGAGAGAGGAGCCGCCUUCUCCCUGGUUGCCGUGAUUGAAGCCAUGUGCAAUCUGACGUCUUCAUGGGUCUUCCACAUCGCCUUCCCGAUUUCUCUCCGCUUCUUCCCCGAACUCUCAUUUGUCAUUAUGCCUGUCAUUAUUGUUCCAGCAAUUGUUCUAAUGAUAAUCAAUAUCCGAACCCUCGAAUCUCCCGAAACACAUCCAGAAGAUCUCGCAGAGCCACCAAAUGAUGAAGAUGAAAUCGACGUCGAGAAAACGGCAGUGCUCCAUCACAUUCCUACUGAAACGGACACACUUACGGAUUCGAGUUCUAAAACAACGUGA